CGCGGCCUCCCCAGGCCCCGGUCCCGUUCCCGCUCCCGCUCCGGUUCCCGCUCCCGGCCCCGCUCCCGGUGCAGCCAUGGCGGACGUGACCGCCCGCAGCCUGCAGUAUGAGUACAAGGCGAAUUCCAACCUGGUGCUGCAAGCCGACCGCUCGCUGAUCGACCGCACGCGCCGGGACGAGCCCACGGGCGAGGUUCUGUCCCUGGUGGGGAAACUCGAGGGGACCCGAAUGGGGGACAAAGCCCAGAGGACCAAACCCCAAAUGCAGGAGGAGAGAAGAGCCAAGAGGAGGAAGCGGGAUGAGGACAGGCACGACAUCAACAAGAUGAAAGGUUACACCCUGCUGUCCGAGGGUAUCGAUGAGAUGGUCGGGAUCAUCUACAAACCCAAGACCAAGGAAACUCGGGAAACCUACGAGGUUCUGCUCAGCUUCAUCCAGGCGGCCCUGGGGGACCAGCCCCGGGAUAUCCUGUGCGGGGCGGCUGACGAGGUUCUGGCCGUGCUGAAGAACGAGAAGCUGCGGGACAAGGAGCGGCGCAAGGAGGUGGAGCUUCUGCUGGGCCCGGCCGACGACACGCGCUACCACGUGCUGGUCAACCUGGGCAAGAAAAUCACCGACUACGGCGGGGACAAGGACAUCCAGAACAUGGGUAGGGAAAAUUGGGAAUUCUGGGGAUUGAAUAUUCCAUUGGAAAUGUUUUUCCAGGAAGGGGACGAGGACAUUUAUGGAGAAGUUCGGGAUGAGGCUUCGGACGAUGACCUGGAAGGGGACGAGGCCGUGGUUCGCUGCACGCUCUCUGCCAACCUGGUGGCAGCAGGGGAGCUGAUGAGCUCCAAGAAGAAGGACCUGCACCCGCGGGACAUCGACGCCUUCUGGCUGCAGCGUCAGCUCAGCCGCUUCUACGACGACGCCAUCGUCUCCCAGAAAAAGGCGGAUGAGGUCCUGGAGAUCCUCAAGACCGCCAGCGACGACCGGGAAUGCGAGAACCAACUGGUGCUGCUGCUGGGCUUCAACACCUUCGACUUCAUCAAAGUCCUGCGGCAGCACCGGAUGAUGAUCCUGUACUGCACCUUGCUGGCCAGCGCGCAGAGCGAGGCGGAGAAGGAGCGGAUCAUGGGGAAGAUGGAGGCCGACCCCGAGCUCUCCAAGUUCCUCUACCAGCUCCACGAGACGGAGAAAGAGGAUCUGAUCCGGGAAGAACGCUCCCGGCGGGAACGCGUGCGGCAAUCCCGCAUGGACACCGACCUGGAAUCCAUGGAUCUAGACCAGGGAGGAGAGGCUCUGGCUCCCAGGCAGGUGCUGGAUUUGGAGGAUUUGGUGUUCUCCCAGGGCAGUCACUUCAUGGCCAACAAGCGCUGCCAGCUCCCGGACGGAUCAUUCCGGAGACAACGGAAAGGAUACGAGGAGGUUCACGUGCCCGCCCUCAAACCCAAACCCUUCGGAGCCGACGAGGUGAAUUCCCAA
Pseudopodoces humilis (Tibetan ground-tit) is the source of this 1465-nucleotide messenger RNA. The record is from RefSeq and is a predicted model, not a curated record. NCBI's taxonomy places the organism in Eukaryota, Metazoa, Chordata, Aves, Passeriformes, Paridae.